AUGUCAGAAUUCUAUGAUUGUAUUGAGGAGGUGGAGCUUAUAGACCCUCCUUUAUUUGGAGGGUCUUUCACUUGGAGAAGAGGAGAGAACCAUACAACUGCAUCAAGGAUUGACAGAAUAAUGUAUUCUGUUCAAUGGGAGGAACUCUUCACCCUCAUUAGACAAUCAACUCUUCCAAAGUUGGUAUCUGAUCAUAAUCCAGUUCUACUGACUUGUGGAGACAUGAACUUCAAAAAGUCAUACUUCAAAUUUGAAAACUGGUGGAUGGUGGUUGAAGGCAUCAAGGAGAAAGAAUGGAGCAAGAAUAAUAGGAGCAACUGGAAACAACAAAAGGAAGUAAUCCUUGACAAAUUGUCCAAAUGGGAGAUCCUUCAGGAGUAA
This is a messenger RNA of Solanum stenotomum, 381 nucleotides long. RefSeq lists its product as uncharacterized. The record is from RefSeq and is a predicted model, not a curated record. Lineage: Eukaryota; Viridiplantae; Streptophyta; Magnoliopsida; Solanales; Solanaceae. The coding region runs from base 1 to 381 and encodes 126 amino acids. The transcript has 2 exons.